AUGGUUCGUCUUACUGUUCUUGCAGGAUUCCUUUUGACCUCAGCAGCAUGCUCUGCUUGCGUGAUUGGCGAGCGCCAGGCGGCUGCGAGCAUCAACAAUGCCUUCAAAGCCAAAGGCAAGAAGUAUUUUGGCACCUGUGGUGACCAGGGCACGCUGUCCGACUCGACCAACUCGGCCAUCGUCAAGGCCGAUUUUGGACAGCUCACCCCGGAAAACAGCAUGAAGUGGGAUGCGACUGAGCCGAAUCGCGGUCAGUUCAGCUUUGGUGGUGCUGAUUACUUGGUUAACUACGCCACAUCGAACGGCAAGAUGAUCCGUGGUCACACUCUAGUGUGGCAUUCCCAGCUUCCGGGAUGGGUCCAGGGCAUCACGGACAAGAAUACGUUGACCUCGGUCUUGAAGAACCACAUCACCACCGUCAUGCAGCGCUACAAAGGCAAGAUCUAUGCAUGGGACGUGGUGAAUGAGAUCUUCAACGAGGAUGGCUCCUUGCGAAAGAGUGUGUUCUACAACGUCCUCGGCGAGGACUUUGUCCGCAUUGCCUUUGAGACCGCCCGGUCGGUUGAUCCCCAGGCUAAGCUCUAUAUCAAUGAUUACAACCUCGAUAAUGCCAACUACGCAAAGACCAAGGGAAUGGCCGAUCAUGUCCGCAAGUGGAUCUCACAGGGUAUUCCAAUUGACGGAAUCGGUGAGGAACGCCAGUAUAUACUUAAUCUUGACAUUGCUGGUGCCAGCUCUACUGACUACGUGAACGUUGUGAACGCCUGCCUGAGUGUCUCCAAAUGUGUUGGAAUUACUGUCUGGGGCGUUUCUGAUAAGUACUCCUGGCGCUCGAACGACAAGCCUUUGUUGUUUGAUAGCAACUUCCAGCCCAAGGCUGCUUACAACGCAAUUAUCUCCGCCUUAUAA
Messenger RNA from Aspergillus terreus NIH2624, 909 nucleotides. RefSeq names its product endo-1,4-beta-xylanase. Gene Ontology annotation, biological process: carbohydrate metabolic process. The record is from RefSeq and is a predicted model, not a curated record. Gene Ontology annotation, molecular function: hydrolase activity, hydrolyzing O-glycosyl compounds. The transcript has 9 exons. NCBI's taxonomy places the organism in Eukaryota, Fungi, Ascomycota, Eurotiomycetes, Eurotiales, Aspergillaceae. Bases 1 to 909 code for a protein of 302 amino acids.